AGCACACUACACUUCCGACAACACGGAAGCUGUGACGUUGCACUGCUGCAUGGAUGAAUUGAAACCUGCUGAAACUCACACACUGACAGUCUGACACAGAGAUAUUGCAGGACUUUACGAAAAUUAGACAUAAAAAUACAAUGGCCAAUACAAACGUGAACACAACUACCUUGUGUCUGUUUGACGUGGACGGGACUUUAACAGCAGCUCGACAGAAAGCAACAGCUGACAUGCAAGAGUUCUUGAGUAAACUGAGACAGCAUGUGAGGGUUGGGGUGGUUGGUGGUUCAGAUUUGGACAAAAUCAAAGAGCAGUUGGGUGAUGAUGUGAUUGAUAAAGUGGAUUAUGUGUUUGCUGAGAACGGUUUGGUAGCGUACAGAUUCGGGCAGCUACACUCUGUGCAGAAUAUUCAGGCUUACCUGGGAGAGGAAAUCUUACAGGAGUUCAUCAAUUUCUGCCUGAAUUAUCUUUCAAAAAUUAAACUGCCUAAGAAGAGGGGAACAUUUAUUGAAUUUCGUAACGGAAUGUUAAAUAUUUCACCAAUUGGUCGAAGCUGUAGCCAACAGGAAAGAAUUGAGUUCUUUGAACUAGAUAAGAAAGAGAAGAUCAGAGAAAAGUUUGUCUCUGUUUUAAAAGAAGAGUUUGCUGGGAAAGGACUAGCGUUCUCCAUUGGUGGACAGAUCAGCUUUGACGUGUUUCCAGAGGGUUGGGAUAAGCGAUACUGUCUGGGAAUUGUGGAGAAAGACUCUUACCAGGUCAUCCAUUUCUUUGGAGACAAAACAAUGCCUGGAGGAAAUGAUUACGAAAUCUUCACAGACCCCCGAACAAUUGGCCAUGUGGUCACAUCGCCAGAGGACACAUUGAGGAUCUGCAAGGAGCUUUUCCUUAGUUGAGAAACAUUAACCACAACCUCCAGACUAAAGUAACAGACUGAAGUGUCUGUGAAACUAUGAACAUCUCACCUGUUUUGUUUCAUUCAAACAAAUGCAAGGUAUUGAAGAAAGCAAAACACAUGCUUUCAUUUUAAAUGGGACCUGGUACAUUUAUUACAAGUUUACUGUUGCUGGUGUUAUAAUGUGCUGAUCUUCAGUGCUUUCUAACUCUACAAGGCAUCAAAACUUUACACUUAUACACUAUACAUUUUUUUUCUUGUAUUCACUCGUCCAUAUGAAACCAGAGAUCUUUCUUUUGCAAUAAACUGAAGAUAGAUGCCAAAUAAUAAGAAAUAAUUGUAUAAAAUAAAUAAUAUGCUUGACCACAUAAGAGAUGAUAGGGUUAAUGGGGUUGUAUAUCUAAAAUUAAAGGGGACAUUUCACAAGAUUUUUUUUAGGAUGUCAAAUAAAUCUUUGGUGUUCUUGCUCAAAAUACCCCACAGAUAAUUUAUUAUAGCAUGUUAAAAUUGCCACUUUGUAGGUUUGAUUAAAAAUGUGCCGUUUUUGGGUGUGUCCUUUAAAAUGCAAAUGAGCUGAUCUCUGCACUAAAUGGCAGUGUUGUAGUUAGAUUAUCCCCUUCUGACAUCACAGGGGGAACCAAAUUUCAAAUAUAUUUUUUUCACAAGCUUGCCAAAACUAAUUUACUGGGUUGAUCUUUUUCACAUUUUCUAGAUUGAUAGAAGCACUGGGGACCCAAUUAUAGGAAAAAGUCAGAUUUUCAUGAUAUGUCCACUUUUAAGUAAAAGACAACAUUUUAGGUCCAACAUUUUGCUCAUUUUGGUAAUAACAGACCUUAUUUACUUUGUAUUCAAUACAAUCAGUGCACAAUGAAUAAGAUAAAGGUCUUUCCCAGGCUUGAAAGCACCUGUACACACUGUAUGUGAAAAUGUUACAUAAAAAUGCGAAAAUUAGACUAAAGUCUCACUGUAAUGAUGAAAUUGGGGGCAUCAAAGUUUGAUUUCACUUUGAUUUUAAUCUUUGGCAUGACCUUACUCAUUUAAUAUUAAAGAAAUCAAGGUUAUCAUUUUACAUUGUGUUCUUUUCAUUAUGUAGGAUUUUAUGAAAAAAAAAAAAUGUAAUUUACUCAAAAAAAAAAGACAGGCGAGAAAUGUCUCAAGUGUUCCCAGAAUGUGCCUGUGUUUCAGCUCAAAAUAUCCCACAGAUCAUUUGUCAAAGCAUUACAAAAUGUCCUUUUUUGGGUGGGGUCUGUAUGUGUUCCUUUAAAUGCAAAUAAGCUACUGCGCUAUUGGCUGUGGGCGAGGCUGUCAGUUUGAUGUCACAAAGAAAUUAGACUACUUUGGUUUAAUUGGGAUUUUUUCAUUGUAGGGUUGUGCUCACACACAUGUAUGUCCAAAUACCUUGCAAAAGUGGACUUUGCAUAAUGUGUGCCCUUUAAUAAACCGCUUUGUGGAGCUGGA
Paramisgurnus dabryanus is the source of this 2350-nucleotide messenger RNA. It is a transcript of the gene pmm2, whose product is annotated as phosphomannomutase 2. Gene Ontology annotation, cellular component: cytosol. Gene Ontology annotation, biological process: mannose metabolic process; protein N-linked glycosylation; GDP-mannose biosynthetic process. The record is from RefSeq and is a predicted model, not a curated record. Gene Ontology annotation, molecular function: phosphomannomutase activity. NCBI's taxonomy places the organism in Eukaryota, Metazoa, Chordata, Actinopteri, Cypriniformes, Cobitidae.